This is a messenger RNA of Dicrocoelium dendriticum, 363 nucleotides long. The record is from the annotation of a GenBank genome assembly. NCBI's taxonomy places the organism in Eukaryota, Metazoa, Platyhelminthes, Trematoda, Plagiorchiida, Dicrocoeliidae.
AUGUACUCAAGCUAUCUUGAGGAGUAUCACGGUGCGCUGACCGAAUUCCACACACGUAGCUUCAACCUGUUCACCACUCAAGUCUCUCGUGAUCCAGCGUGCGUGGAAUUUUUGGUUGGCUCCAGCAUUCGCAUUUGGGUUUCCGAAAACCACCCGGCCAUUCUAUUUACGUGUACUGAUGUAUUCAUGAGAAAUAAUCUGCUCUAUACUGGCAACCGACUGGUGGGUGGCCUAUGCCACAUCCGGAUAUGGUCAAAAAAGAUAAAUGUAUUGAAAAUUUGCCUACUGCCGAAUUCUGUGAGCGGUGGAUUAAACGGUCUCAGCAAUGUGGUUAUGAAUGUGCCGUUGGCCGAUCGAAGUUAA